Ixodes scapularis (black-legged tick) is the source of this 1060-nucleotide messenger RNA. RefSeq lists its product as uncharacterized. The coding region runs from base 395 to 919 and encodes 174 amino acids. The record is from RefSeq and is a predicted model, not a curated record. Gene Ontology annotation, molecular function: chitin binding. Gene Ontology annotation, cellular component: extracellular region. The transcript is spliced from 4 exons. NCBI's taxonomy places the organism in Eukaryota, Metazoa, Arthropoda, Arachnida, Ixodida, Ixodidae.
GGUCGUCCCCGUGGCCAGCCGGUUAUGGCCCAGAUAGCAUCUAUGUCGAUGUGCUCCAGCGGCCGUGCGUCGCUCACGGAAGCAUCGGCGUGCGAGGACCGGGCGCCCGGGCACCGGGGCCCGUCUCGGCGGUCGAGCGUCCGUCCGAGCGGCCGGCCCGCUCCCCUCGCGGACCCGAGAUGGCCCGAAGUCUGCCGGCCCGGAAAAGUAGGUUAGUGUGCUGCACGCAGCGCGGCGGAGGCGGGCCGCACAAAGGGAACCCCGCCGAGGAAAGACGCCUGGUCACGUGCCGCCUCCUCGGCCGUCGUAUAAAGCGGCGCGGAGCGUGCCCGCGCGGACUGUGGCGACACGCCGGCGCCCGGAUCGCUUGCGCGGCACACGCUGCCCCAGAGACAUGUCCUGCCACAGAGUUUGCUUCUUAGCGCUGGCGUUGGUCCUGGCCACGUCUUCCUCCUAUGCCGCGUCGCUGGACCGGAGCGACAACAGCACCGGCGCAGCCCUCGAACCGGCCGCCGUGGUGAACGCCACGGCGUCGGACACCGUCAGCGACUCCGGCGGCUUCUCGUGCGAGGGCCGCAUCUUCGGCUACUACGGCGACCCGGCCAACUGCUCGCUGUUCCACUACUGCGAGCCGUUCGCCGACCCGGAGAACAACCAGUUCGUGCUGCACGCCGCUUACCUGUGCCCCAACGACACGGUGUUCAACCAGCUGAGCCUGACGUGCGCCUACGCCCACGAGGCAUUGCCCUGCCGGAGGGCCCCGGAGUACUACUACAUCAACUCGCACGUGGUGCCGGCCGACACUGCCGAGGCCUCGCAGGGCACCACGGAGGCGAGCUCGGGAAGCACGUCUACAGCGGCGCCGACCACGACCGAGGCUCCCUCCGCCGGCGAGAGCAGCACGGCGCCGCCGGCCUAGCGGCGGCCCGACCCGGGGCCCGUCCCGGGACCCGACUCCACUCAGCACUGUACAUACCGCAAUUGCCCGCCUACAUCGCUGUUCGCCGCCCAAUCUCCGGAUCGCUUCGGGGCUCCACUCCUCUUUAGUUAUGUGAUAGAA